AGGCAAUUUUCCUAAAGAAACUUUCUUCUAGGGUUUUCGAAAUCUCCGUCUUCUCGAUCAUAACUCCCUCCAUUGGAUUUUGCUCCGGAUUUCGGAUUCAUUUGAAUCGUUGCAUUUUUUUUUUCUUCGAAAGUUGUUGGGUGGAAAAAUUGAUGGUUCAGCUGAUGAAGUCCGGGAAUCUCUGUUUGGAGCUUGAAAACAAACCGGAUGUUUGUGACAAGGUGCCGGUGAAGUUGGAGAUCGAGGAUCCUCUGGAAGAAGAGCAUGGACCUCUGAACAAGCGUUGUAGGCCUUCCAUGGAUUCGCAAGAGCAACGGAGUGCCUCAACUGAUACAUCCAACAAUCAUCCUUCACAAUACAACAUACUUGAUGAGCCUAGCCCCUUGGGAUUGCGUCUGAGGAAGAGCCCUUCAUUGUUAGAUUUGAUUCAAAUGAAGCUUGCUCAAGGGAGUACAACUCCUGCAAACACACAAAAUAAAAACUUAAGCUCUGGUGUGAAAGGGGAGAGCAGAGUUGCUAAUACAUCCUGUGCUGGUGAUAAGCUUAAGGCUUCGAAUUUUCCAGCUUCACUUUUAAGAAUUGGUUCUUGGGAGUAUAAAUCUAAAUAUGAGGGUGACUUGGUAGCAAAGUGUUACUUUGCAAAGCAUAAGCUUGUUUGGGAAGUUCUUGAAGGUGGCCUAAAGAGUAAGAUAGAAAUUCAAUGGUCGGAUAUUAUGGCACUUAAUGCAAAUUUUCCUGACAAUGGACCCAGUACACUGUCUGUAGUGCUGGCUCGGCAGCCUCUUUUCUUCAGGGAGACUAAUCCACAGCCUAGAAAGCAUACGCUAUGGCAAGCCACAGCAGAUUUUACUGAUGGACAAGCUAGCAAAUACAGGCAGCAUUUUCUGCAAUGCCCACAAGGACUGCUGAACAAGCAUUUUGAAAAGCUUAUCCAGUGUGAUGCACGACUUAAUUUCCUAAGCCAGCAGCCAGCAAUAAUUUUGGAUUCACCAUAUUUUGAUACACGACCAGCUGCUUUUGUGGAGCCGGAUGAAUCCAAGGAUCAUUGUCUUAAUCAAGUCAAUGAUAAGGUAACUGUCUCAUCUUGCGUGCAGGGCAUAGGAUCACCUCAUGCUUCCCAGUCAUCAUCAUUCAAUAUUGAAAUCAGUGAUCCUUCUUGCAUAACCUUGGAUAGCCGGUCCCGAGAAGUGCCUUCCCCCAGUUCAGGUAGUGGAUGUUCUGAAACUGAGUCCAAGGAUCCAAGAAAUUGGGAUCAGAUAAAGGUGCCUGGGCUCCGCCCUUCAAUGUCCGUAAGUGAUUUUAUGAGCCACAUUGAACAAUGUCUUUCAGAGCAAAUAAACUCUGGGAAUCCACCUUCUGGCGGAGCUGAGUUACGGGAAAUGCUAGAGGACAUUUCACAGCACCUACUCAGUGACAAUCAGGUUGCAGCGACGUCUGAUGAAAAAUCACUCAUGUCUAGGGUCAAUUCUCUUUGUUGUCUUCUGCAGGAUCCUGCGGCUGCGCAGAAUCCACAUAAUACUGAGGGAUUUACUGCUGUAGAACCUGAUGAAAAUCCUAAUCUGAAUCAUAAUAUCGAAUUGAUGCAAGAUAACAAAAAUAGAACUGAUGCCAAGGUUGCUGAAGAGGACACUAAGGAUGUUUCUGGGGGCAAGCAAGCUCCAGGUAUGUCCAGGAAAGAUUCUUUUGGAGAUUUGCUUCUCCAUCUCCCUCGAAUAGCAUCUCUUCCGAAGUUCUUGUUUAAUAUAUCAGAAGAGGAUAGUGAUUGCAGUCAAGGCAGAUAAGUUUGUCCAGUUUGACUUUUAAAAGAGGCCAAAUAAGACGUGCUAGUUUAAUGUUUCCCUUGGGAACCACUAGGAUUUGGAAAACAUGUUUUAAUGAAGAAUCCUGGUGAUUCCAUGUAAAAAAUUUGUCAAGUAGGUUGCUUAGCUCUAUUUUUUCUCCUCCCCUUGCUCGUCAUCUUGUGUAAGGCCGUCCGUUUGUAUGUAAAUCAUGUAUCAUCCAAUAUUAUUUAAAGAUUUAGAAUCUUUGGGUGGCUUCGUGACUUGAAUCGUAUUAUGUGUUGACUCAUUUGAAUAAUUCAUCUCUAUUUAAUUAAA
Messenger RNA from Neltuma alba, 2096 nucleotides. RefSeq lists its product as uncharacterized. NCBI's taxonomy places the organism in Eukaryota, Viridiplantae, Streptophyta, Magnoliopsida, Fabales, Fabaceae. Bases 153 to 1781 code for a protein of 542 amino acids. The record is from RefSeq and is a predicted model, not a curated record. The transcript has 6 exons.